AUGGAGAUUGAUAAAUCAAACUCGAAAACCACCAAACAUUACAAUGACAAUCAUGCACAAGUCACGUCCGUGCUGCCGGAUGGCGACGUGCCAUAUACGGACCAUGAAAUGGAUGCCGACGAGCGAGUGAUCAUGGCCCUGGGUUAUAAGCAGGAAUUCAAGCGCGAGUUCUCCUUGUGGACGACCUUUUGUGUCAGUUUUGCGGUUCUCGGUCUUUUGCCUUCGUUUGCGAGUACCCUGUACUACGGAAUGGGAUAUGCAGGGACGGCCGGCAUGGUGUGGGGAUGGAUCAUCGCCAUGACCUUCAUUCAAUGCAUCGCAAUGUCGAUGGCAGAAUUAUGCUCGGCAAUGCCAACGAGUGGUGGGCUAUACUACGCAGCCGCUGUUCUCGCACCCCCGGGAUAUGGACCUUUUGCAGCCUGGCUGACUGGAUGGUCUAAUUUCCUAGGCCAGAUAACAGCAGCGCCAUCUGUCGACUACGCGUUAGCUGCCAUGAUUCUUGCCGCGGGUUCCAUCACCAACCCCGACUACGUGCCCACGAACUGGCAGACAUUCCUCCUCACGACAUUGAUCAUGAUCAUCCACGCCGCUAUAAGCAGUAUGCCAACCAAACGUGUUGCACAAUUCAACUCUUGGGGAUCCACUUUCAACAUUCUCGCGCUGAUUGUCGUUCUCAUCGCAAUCCCGGCAGGAACAAGCAACAGCCCCAAAUUCACGCCCUCCAAACGAGUAUGGGGCGAGAUAACCAACCAAACCGACUUCCCCGACGGUGUCGCCGUUCUCAUGACCUUUGUCGGGGUUAUAUGGACCAUGAGCGGAUAUGAUUCUCCCUUCCACCUCAGUGAGGAGUGUUCGAAUGCGAACAUCGCCUCACCGCGAGCCAUCGUCCUCACCUCCGGCGUCGGAGGUCUGAUGGGCUGGUUUCUCCAACUCGUCGUCGCAUAUACAGUUCUCGAUAUUGAAGCCGUCAUCGACUCCGACCUGGGCCAGCCCUGGGCCUCGUACCUUCUACAGGUAAUGCCGCAGAAGGCAGCCUUGGGGAUCCUGGGAUUGACCAUUAUCUGCGGAUUCUCCAUGGGCCAGGGAUGUAUGGUUGCCGCAUCGCGCGUGACCUACGCUUACGCCCGCGACGAUGUUUUCCCACUCUCGAAUAUCUGGAAGAAGGUCAAUGGGUACACACACACGCCUGUCAACGCGGUGAUUCUCAACGCCGUCCUGGGUAUCAUCAUGACUUUGCUCAUUUUGGCGGGGUCUGUCGCCAUCGGGGCCCUCUUUUCCAUCGGUGCCAUCGCGCAAUUCAUUGCUUUCUGCAUUCCUAUCUCUAUUCGUGUAUUCUUCGUUGGAAACCGCUUUCGCAAGGGUCCCUGGAAUCUCGGCCCGUAUGGUACUUAUAUUGGAGGACUAGGUGUCGCAUUUGUUCUUCUAAUGUUUCCCAUAUUGUGUCUUCCGAGCGUGACUGGUUCUGACCUCGGUCCGGAUCUCAUGAAUUGGACUGCAGUCGUUUACGGAGGACCGAUGCUGAUGGUGAUUAUUUGGUGGUUUGUUGAUGCGAGAUCGUGGUUCACUGGCCCCGUCGUGAACGUAGCCCAUGCCAUCCACCAUGUCGAGCAGGAGCCGGAGGUUAGCGAGGGAAUCGAGCCUGAGCAUCAGGAACCAGAAGCCACAGUCGUUUCUAAGUCGGUGGAUGAUGCUUGUAGUUAG
Molecule: messenger RNA, 1701 nt
Organism: Penicillium argentinense
Lineage: Eukaryota; Fungi; Ascomycota; Eurotiomycetes; Eurotiales; Aspergillaceae
Product: amino acid permease
Exons: 3
Coding region: 1-1701 (566 amino acids)
Biological process (GO): transmembrane transport
Cellular component (GO): membrane
Molecular function (GO): transmembrane transporter activity
Source: RefSeq, a predicted model, not a curated record